Molecule: messenger RNA, 657 nt
Organism: Acaulospora colombiana
Lineage: Eukaryota; Fungi; Glomeromycota; Glomeromycetes; Diversisporales; Acaulosporaceae
Source: the annotation of a GenBank genome assembly
AUGUCGGGAUGGUUAUCCUAUUUUACCGGUCAACGAGACACCAAGACCACGACACGGCAAGCGAUCGUGGGCCUCCGCGAACAGCUAGCAAUGCUGGAUAAGAAGGAGGAGCAUCUAGAGAAGAAAGUCGAAGACGAGCUCAAGAAAGCAAAGGCAAAUGCCAUUUCUAACAAGACGGCUGCGGCAGCUGCGUUACGCAGAAAGAAGACGUAUGAGCAGCAAUUGGAGCAAUUGGCGGGGACACGUCUGACACUGGAAGCCCAAGUAAAUGCAAUCGAAUCGGCUAAUAUGAAUGCGGAGACGAUGUUGGCUAUGAAAAGAGGAGCGGGCGCACUUAAGGAUAUCCACAAGCAACUUAAUAUCGACAAGGUUGAUGCUACCAUGGAUGAGAUUCGUGAAGAGAUGGAGAGAACAAAGGAGAUUGCUGAAGCUAUAUCGAAUCCUGCGGGAAUGGGUGUUGAUCUCGAUGAGGAUGCUCUCAAAGAUGAAUUGGCGGAACUGGAACAAGAAGUACUGGACGAGAAACUCGCUGGGGCGACACAUGUACCGGUUCAUACACCCGCUGGUCCAAGUCGUGUGGCUGCCAAACAACAAGCCGUAGAGGACGACGAAGAGGCUCAGCUUCGGGAAUUACAGGCAUCUCUUGCAAUGAACUAA